AUGUCUGUCGUGUCAGGUAAGAUGGUUAGAUAUUAUAAGAAAAAGGGAACGAAAGAUCCCAAAUAUCUCUUUGAAAAUUUAGAGCUAGCAAUAAGGGAAUGUCAAGCGGGACAUAUGACCAUAUAUAAGGCCUCUACAACAUAUAACAUACCAUACAGUACUAUAUACAGUCGCGUAAAAAAUCUUCGAGGGGCCAAGAAAAACUGUAAAGGUCGAUUAACUGCUUUAACGAGCAAACAAGAAGAUGAAUUGGCCGCAGGGUUGACUACUUUGGAAAAAUGGGGAUUUGGUCUUUCCAAAAAGGAAGUUCUGGAACAAGUAGCAUUCUUUGUUAAAGAGUGUAAGCUGAAAACUCCUUUUAAAGAUGGGAUACCCGGAGAUGACUGGUUCGCAGGCUUUAAAAAAAGGCACAAUCUGAGCAUUAAGGUACCCCAGUCGGUAGAGUAUGCUAGAAAAAAAGCUACCGAUCCAUUUAUUAUUUAUAAUUACUUUCGUAUUUUAAAAGAAACGCUCGAAGAGCUUGAUCUAGAAAAUAAGCCCGCACAAAUAUGGAACCUAGAUGAGAGUAGCUUUUCAAUCGACCCUAGUAAAACAAAAGUGGUUGGUAAACGUGGGAAACCCUGUUCGAGAGUAACAAGUACGCCCGGCCGAGAAAAUACAACAGUUUGCUUUUUGGCAAGUGCUGCAGGAGAAAAGGCACCCCCCUUAAUCAUUUUUAAAGGUGUCAAUAUAUGGGACCAGUGGCAAGCUCCUGAUAAUGUAUUCCCAGGAAUGUCGUAUGCUGCCAGUAAAAAGGGUUGGAUGGACGCCGAAAUCUUUUUAAAUUAUUUUAAACGUACCGUUAUUCCAGCAUUAGGUCCAGAAAGACCUCAACUCAUUGUGUAUGAUGGACAUAAAACGCAUGUCACCACGGCCAUAGUAAAUUUGGCAAAUGAACAAAAUAUAACUAUUAUUAAGUUGCCACCUCAUACAACUCACCUGCUUCAGCCACUGGACCUGUCAGUAUUUAAAUCAAUAAAAGAUGCAUGGGACAUGAAGCUCGUAAAAUGGCAAAGACAUAAUGUUGGCCGGCGACUACCAAAAGAUAUGUUUUCCAAAUUUAUUGCAGAAACUUGGUCAGAUGCUAAGGCUACCGUCAUUGUAAAUGGGUUUAAAAAAGGCGGUAUUUUUCCUUUUAACGACAAAGUGGUCCCUAGAGAGAAAUUUGAUAGUGAAGCUCUAAGAAGAUGGGAAAUUCAAAAUUCAGCAGAUCCUUUAAUCGACUCAAAUAUCCCUCAAGAUGUUCUCUUGAAUACUAACACAGCGGAGAACACCACUGCCGUAGUUGAGAAGAGCAAUUCCACAGAUGCUACAAAUACUAACCAAAAUGAAAUUAGAGUUGCCGUCCAUCGGGACGCCGAAAACGUCGGCGACGUCCCAAAGACGGAUGUGUAA
Messenger RNA from Photinus pyralis (common eastern firefly), 1434 nucleotides. RefSeq lists its product as uncharacterized. The record is from RefSeq and is a predicted model, not a curated record. The transcript has 3 exons. Gene Ontology annotation, cellular component: nucleus. Gene Ontology annotation, molecular function: DNA binding. NCBI's taxonomy places the organism in Eukaryota, Metazoa, Arthropoda, Insecta, Coleoptera, Lampyridae. Bases 1 to 1434 code for a protein of 477 amino acids.